Cladophialophora psammophila CBS 110553 is the source of this 846-nucleotide messenger RNA. RefSeq lists its product as uncharacterized. Lineage: Eukaryota; Fungi; Ascomycota; Eurotiomycetes; Chaetothyriales; Herpotrichiellaceae. Bases 1 to 846 code for a protein of 281 amino acids. The transcript is spliced from 3 exons. The record is from RefSeq and is a predicted model, not a curated record.
AUGGAACAGGAACAGGAGAAACUCUAUGGUGCUCUGGACUCCGUAUGCAUUUCAGCUAAGCAGCGCCCUUCACGGUUUUGCUAUACAGACAUUCUUCAAGCGGGUGCUGGCAAAACGAUUCUCGCGUCGAUUGUUAUUGACUCUCUUGAACGAUAUUUUGAAUAUGAGAACGUUGCUAUCGCGUACAUCUACUGCAGCUAUGAAGAUCAGGACAACCAAACCGCCACCAAUCUCCUUGCAAGCCUGUUGCAACAACUAGUGCGGAAAGCGUCUAAUGUUUCAGAAAAUAUCAUAUCCGUCUAUAAGAGCCACGCUCCAAGACAAACACGGCCGUCACUCGACAUAUUUUCAACCCUUCUUCGAUCGGAAGCUCGCCGACUUUCGAAGGUUUUCGUUGUCAUUGAUGCAUUGGACGAAUGCUCUAAGAACAACGGCACUAGGAGAAGCUUGGUUGAGGAGAUUCGAAAACUGCAGCCCAGCAUCCAACUAUUGACCACCUGGCGGCACGACGCCGCUAUCGAACGCGAGUCUAAAAGUGUGACACAUAUUGAAGUCCGCGCAAGUGAUCAAGAUAUUAGAAGGUAUAUUGAAAAUCGGAUCAAGAGGGCCGAUCGCUUGGUGCUGCAUGCCAAAAAUGACCCAUCGCUCCAAGACACCAUCGUACAUACCAUCUCAGAGAAAGGCAAAGGAAUGUUCUUGCUGGCUCAGCUUCAUAUGGACCGUCUGGCAGGGAAGUACUCUUGUCGAAAUGUCCGCAGGGCUCUGCAGAAUCUACCAAAGGAAUUGGAUGACAUUUAUGACAAAGCCAUGCACAAUCGCGAGUCACUUAAAGCGCCUGGCUGUUAA